This is a messenger RNA of Gordionus sp. m RMFG-2023, 2517 nucleotides long. RefSeq names its product baculoviral IAP repeat-containing protein 7-like. NCBI's taxonomy places the organism in Eukaryota, Metazoa, Nematomorpha, Gordioida, Chordodea, Parachordodidae. Gene Ontology annotation, cellular component: nucleus; cytoplasm. The transcript has 7 exons. Gene Ontology annotation, biological process: negative regulation of apoptotic process; regulation of cell cycle. The record is from RefSeq and is a predicted model, not a curated record. The coding region runs from base 131 to 1405 and encodes 424 amino acids. Gene Ontology annotation, molecular function: cysteine-type endopeptidase inhibitor activity involved in apoptotic process.
CAUUUAAAAAUAAAUAAUUAUUUUAUUGUUUACACCUUAUUUCAAAUAAACGUUAACAAUGAUAAAUUUUAUUUAUUUAUAGCCACUAGGAGAUCGAUAUAGGCAACCCAUCGAACCCUUUUAAAUCUAUAUGGAAGAUCUUCCAUUGAAUUGUGCAGAAUCUAUUCUUGGUAGAAUGAGGAAUGAAAGCGACAGGAUGUUAAGCUUCCAGAAAUGCACCAAUAUUUAUAUCAAAGCAGAUCUAAUGGCCAAAGCAGGAUUUUUCUAUAAUGGACAGGAUACUGUUCAAUGUCCAUUUUGCAAGGGUGUAUUAGGAAGGUGGGAACCUGGAGAUGUACCUUUGGAAGAGCAUCGAAGACAUUUUCCUCAUUGUCCUUUUAUUUUAGAUUUAGAGGAUGAACCAAAUCCUAUGUACAAUUGUAAUGCCUUUUUGAACCCUGAUGACGGGCACAACUUUAUUAAUGAAUCAAUUACUAAUAAUAUCAAUUGCACAAUACAACCCAUAAAAGAUCAAAGUGAGAUUUUGAAACUUAGUCAGGUUAAAAAUUUGUUUUUUACAUCUUAUGACUCUCGUUUUGAAACAUUUGCUUGUUGGCCUUUAAGUUCAUCCUUGGAACCUUCCAAAAUGGCAGAUGCUGGUUUUUAUUAUUUGGGUUAUCAAGAUUAUGUUAAAUGCUUUUAUUGUGAUGGGGGCCUUAGAAAUUGGAAAAUUGAUCAUGACCCCUGGAUUGAACAUGCCAAAUGGUUUUCGAAGUGUCCUUUUAUAGAAAUUGUUAAGGGUGAAAAGUUUGUACAAGAUGUCAAUAUCAAUUAUAUCAACAAAGCAGAAAAUACAAAAGAACACAAUAUUGUUGAAGAGGAUGAAAAAACUGCUGCGAACAAACAAGCUUCUAAUGCUGUUCCAAAUACUAACCUUCAAUCUAAUAUCGACAACGAGAUGAACAAACCGAUGGUCAAGUCCAUCCUCGCCAUAGGGGUCCCCAAAGACACGAUAUUUAACGCCAUCUACUCUUAUUACAAAAAUGGGAUUACUUUUGAAUCGUCGGAGGCCCUUCUCAAAGCCAUCUCCAAGAAAAACAGCAGUGCGUUCGAUACAAAUCCUUCCUCCCAGAAUUCCACCAUCACGUUAACCCCUACGCAGACUCCAGAUUCUUUGAAUUUUGCCUCCGACGCGCAGAUCAUCUUGGACAAUACCCCUAAAUCAAAUAAAUUGCAAAGGCUGGAAAGCGAGAACAAGCUCCUCAAGGAACAAAGAUUUUGCAAAAUAUGCCUGGAGAACGAGGUCGAGGUCGUUUUCAUCAACUGCGGCCAUUUUGCUUCCUGUUCCAGGUGCGCUUUGAUGUUGAACACGUGUCCUAUCUGCAGGGAAGACAUCAGGGGAACCGUCAGAACUUAUUUAUCAUAAACCUUUUUCUCCUCUUUUAAAUCCCCAUGUUUUUUUUGUUCUCAUGUCUCAGAUAUCGAUCUGUCUCCUAAGAAAAAAUUAUUUUAUAUAUUCAUCAUUUUUUAAAAAAAAUUUCUUUAAAUCCUCUCCUUAGCAAAUUUUCCUGGCUUAGCAACCCACGUGACUACUUUAUCAUUGCUUUUAAAAUGCAUAUAUGUAUAUUUUCCCAGGGACAGUGGGCCUCAUCUCUUAUACCCUGAAGACAUUUUAAGUUUAUACUCAAUAAUGAUUUAUUUUAUAAGUUCCCUGAAUUUAAUGCGUUUUUUUAAUAUAAUGAUCUAAUCGUAAGCUGGUAGGAUAACAGGGAAGGAGAAAGGUUAUUAAUGAAUCUCUUAAUUGCCACGUAUUUCUUUUUUUGUAUUAAUUCGAUAUUAUCCAUGGGAAAUCAAACAAAUACUUUCUUUUAAGUAUGUAUAUAAAUAAUUAUUUUCGUGAAAAGUAGGAUAAUUUUUUUAUAUAAUAUUUUAUUUUUUUAAAAAAAAUUACAUUAAAAUAUAUUAAAAUAUAAGUUGGGCUAAUGUAUUUCAGGCUAUUUUUUUUUAUAUCAUGUAUAAUUUUAUAUAUAUUUAAAAUCAUUUUUUAAAAGAAACAUUUAAUUCCAUAUUUUAUAAAUUAUUAUAAAUGAUGCAUUAAAAUUACUACUAAAUAAAAAACAAUUCAUAUAUUAUUAUAACGGAAAAAAAAAUUUUUUUUAUAAUAAAUCUUAAAGAGACCAAUAUUCCUUGGGAAAUUUUUUUUGGAAUACAAGAAAAAUAAUCAUUUUAAUUUGUUAGAUUUUCGUAUAUGACAAACUAUACUACUAGACUUCGGUAGAUUAGGAGAGAACUUAACAGAAAUUGCAGAUGAGCAGGGGCAUCCAAUAGAAAUAGGGGAAAUUUUUGGACCAAUUAAAUUAUACACACGCAUUUAUUUUUUGUAUAUCGAAAUAUCGACCCACUUAUUAGUUUGCGUCGAAUUUAUUAUAUUAUAAUAUGUUUAUGUUUUUUUAAAAGAGAAAAUAUUUAUUAAUUUUAUAUUUUUGGAGAAAUUUGCAUUUUAUAUAUAUGUGUAUAUAUAUAACUAUUUGUUCGUGA